AAUCCCUGUAAUCCUAUCUCUCAAAAUGGAUCGACCCAGAUUUGUUUUCGACUCUGCCGAAGCCGAACAAAUGGCCAAACAAUCCGGCCGGACGCUGCUCCAAUUCCUUCCUUCUCUGGUCAAAUCUGCCCAGGCCGUGGCCCGCCCUCCGAUCUCGAAGUACCACGUCGGAGCCGUUGGAAUCGGGUCAUCUGGUCGGAUCUUUUUCGGAGUAAAUCUGGAAUUCCCGGGUCUCCCCCUUAACCAAUCCGUCCAUGCCGAGCAGUUCCUCAUCACCAACCUUUCCCUAAACGCGGAGCCGCGUCUUAAAUACAUAGCCGUCUCCGCCGCCCCUUGCGGCCAUUGCCGUCAAUUCCUCCAAGAGCUCCGCUGCGCCCCCGAUGUCAAGAUCCUUAUAACCUCCUCCGAUGACGAAAAAGAAAACAAAAUAAACAACAAUUGUAACGAUGAAUUCACUCCCUUGUCUGAUUUUUUACCUCACAGGUUCGGCCCAGAUGAUUUGCUACCCAAAGACGUCCCUCUCCUCCUCGAGCCUCAUAGGAACGGCUUGUCAUUUUGCCCCGACUUGUGCAGCGUCAAAUCCGACUGCGGUGAGGAAGAUUUAAAAUACGCCGCUCUGGAUGCGGCGAAUAUGUCGCACGCACCUUACAGCGGGUGUCCAUCAGGAGUGGCGUUGGUGGAUGUUGAAGGGAAGAUAUACAAAGGGUCUUACAUGGAAUCCGCGGCAUACAACCCGAGCUUACCACCGGUUCAGGCGGCGCUGGUGGCCUACGUGGCUAGCGGAGGAGGAGGAGGAUAUGAGAGGAUUGUGGGAGCAGUUGUGGUGGAGAAAGCGGACGCUGUUAUUAAACAAGAACACACUGCAAGGCUACUUCUGCAGUGCAUUUCACCAAAGUGUGAAAUCCAGGUGUUUCAAUGUGAAAAGGCCAUUUAAAAAUGUAUGUAGUAGCUUCAAUUUAUGCUAUACAUAUGCAUUUGUAAUGGAUUAAAACCCAGCAUAAAAUUGUUAAUCAGGAAAUGAAAAAAAGUUGUAUAAA
Messenger RNA from Hibiscus syriacus, 1037 nucleotides. Its product is annotated as cytidine deaminase 1-like. Gene Ontology annotation, cellular component: cytosol. The transcript has 2 exons. The record is from RefSeq and is a predicted model, not a curated record. NCBI's taxonomy places the organism in Eukaryota, Viridiplantae, Streptophyta, Magnoliopsida, Malvales, Malvaceae. Bases 26 to 934 code for a protein of 302 amino acids. Gene Ontology annotation, molecular function: cytidine deaminase activity; zinc ion binding.